UGACACACAAUUCAUCAGCUACCUCGACGACAAUAGAUAUGACAAGCACUGCAAAGUGAGAAAGCAGGGCUAGCAAGCUGCCAUGGAGGGUUUGUCGGAGGAGAGGUGCGCCCUGGUGGCGGAGCUGGUGCAGGUGCUCGAGAUGGCGAGGCAGCUGGAGGCGCACAUGGCGGGCCAGCAGGGCGGCGUCGCGGUGGCAGGAGGGGAGCGGUGCCGGGCGCUGGCGUCCACCAUGCGCGCCGCCAUCGACAGGUGCCUACACAUCGCGAGGUCUUGCUGCGCCGAGGGACGUCUGCCCGCUGGGCAGCCGGAGUCGCCGCCGUCCGGUGGUGACGGCAGCCCGCGCAGCGCCGGCUCGGACCAGGCCGGCGACUCCCGGGGCCACUGCAAUGCGGCAGGCCAGUGCAAGAAGAGUGAGCGCAGGAAGACGCUGCCCAAGUGGGCAACUCAGGUGAGGGUUAGCGCCGUGCACGUCGCCCCCCUCGACGACGGCUUCAGCUGGAGGAAGUACGGACAGAAGGACAUCCUCGGCGCCAAGUACCCAAGAGCCUACUUCCGGUGCACGCACCGGCACACGCAGGGCUGCCACGCCAGCAAGCAGGUGCAGCGCACGGACGGCGAUCCGCUGCUGUUCGACGUCGUGUACCACGGGAGCCACACGUGCGGCCAGGCUCAGGCCGCCGCGCAUCCCAACAACCCGAUGCCGCGACUUGCAGCAAGCACGGAUCACUCCCACUCCCAGGCCCAGCGGCAGCCUGGGCAGGAGCAGGCGUCCGCCUCUGCGGGGUUGGAAGGGGGCCCCAUGCUGCCGUUUUCGCUCCCCUCCACCAAGCCGGCGGGCGCCAACACCACCGACGGUGAGACGAGCAGCGGUUUCCCCGUCGGCUGUGUCACGGCGUCCACAUUCAUGCCCCCGGCCCCGACGAAGCCAGAGUACCAGCUGGUUAGCAGCAGCAGCAGCAGCAGCUACGCGGUGGAUGGCGGCGGCGGCAUGGUCGGUGUCGGGAACGUGCCUGGCAUCGAACUCACCUCCACGACAACCUCCCUGAUGGGGGACAUGGACUUCAUGUUCCCGCUGGACGCCGCCGAUUUCUUGGAGAACCCCGGCUAUUUCUAAGCAAGAACGUACCUUAGCGCCGCAAUGGGUAAUAGGUAAAGCCGGCAAGGCGAAACGAACGAGCGUGCCAGCGCUCGCUGUAUUAUCUUCCCUAUCCACUACUCGUCAAGUGUGUGACGCUAACUAGAAGUACGUCACAGGUUGAGCCUGUAAAGCAAGCCUUUCUCCAAUCCCUCCGCUUGUCGCAGCUUCAUCUUUUGCAUGCACUUCGAUUUGAAAUCGUGAUUUCUUUCA
Messenger RNA from Phragmites australis (common reed), 1351 nucleotides. Its product is annotated as transcription factor WRKY19-like. The record is from RefSeq and is a predicted model, not a curated record. The transcript is spliced from 3 exons. NCBI's taxonomy places the organism in Eukaryota, Viridiplantae, Streptophyta, Magnoliopsida, Poales, Poaceae. Gene Ontology annotation, biological process: regulation of DNA-templated transcription. The coding region runs from base 83 to 1117 and encodes 344 amino acids. Gene Ontology annotation, molecular function: DNA-binding transcription factor activity; transcription cis-regulatory region binding. Gene Ontology annotation, cellular component: nucleus.